Mya arenaria is the source of this 764-nucleotide messenger RNA. RefSeq names its product trypsin alpha-3-like. Gene Ontology annotation, biological process: proteolysis. NCBI's taxonomy places the organism in Eukaryota, Metazoa, Mollusca, Bivalvia, Myida, Myidae. The transcript is spliced from 7 exons. The coding region runs from base 48 to 764 and encodes 238 amino acids. Gene Ontology annotation, molecular function: serine-type endopeptidase activity. The record is from RefSeq and is a predicted model, not a curated record.
CGCAGUCCUGCGGACAGAGCAACUUUAGCCCCAAUCCGAAAUUGGCGAUGCAGUACAUCGUGGGAGGGCAGGUGGCAACUGAGGGCGACUUCCCAUGGCAGGUGGGUCUUGUUGAGAAUGGAUAUCUGAUCUGCGGAGGAACCUACGUGAUUGGCAACGAUGGAAGCCCGAAGGUGAUUACCGCCGCUCACUGCCUGAAUGGAAAGAAUCCAAGGCCGGCUGACUACUCCAUCGUUUUCGGGAUGCAAAGCACAACUUCUGCUGGGAGUAGAAAAGUGAUCCAGGCCACGUCCAUUAAACCUCACGCUGGAUACAACAGUAACACCAUGUCUAACGACAUCGCUGUGAUUAGCUUUGGUUCGACUGCCGCCAGCGUAAUUGCCACCACGUUCGCCUCCCCCGCCUGUCUGCCUUCAAGAAUAUACGCUGAUGCCGAGAUGUCGCUUGUCUCGGGCUGGGGAACAACAUCUGAAGGAGGAUCAAGCUCCAGCGUCCUUCGUUACGUAUGGAAACCAUUGUUGAGUUUGGCCAACUGCGAAAACACAGGCAACGCAGGAUCCCUUGACAGCACAAUGCUCUGCGCUGGACAGACUGGAAAGGACGCUUGCCAGGGCGACUCUGGUGGCCCUCUUGUUGCCUACAGGAACACUCAAUGGGAACUCAUCGGUGUGGUCAGUUGGGGUUACGGGUGUGGUGCGUUCAACUAUCCCGGAGUGUACGCCGACACAUGGGCGCUGCGAUCCUGGAUCAACGCAAACCUCUAG